Messenger RNA from Radiomyces spectabilis, 1284 nucleotides. RefSeq lists its product as uncharacterized. NCBI's taxonomy places the organism in Eukaryota, Fungi, Mucoromycota, Mucoromycetes, Mucorales, Radiomycetaceae. The transcript has a single exon. Bases 1 to 1284 code for a protein of 427 amino acids. The record is from RefSeq and is a predicted model, not a curated record.
AUGUCCUCGGAGGAUCUUGUGUACGCCAAAGAAGAAGACAACUAUUUAUUGCCACACGGUGAUGGACGAGAUCCUCAGGAGAAAUAUAUGUCCUAUAUUCCACAUUCCGGGUUCCAUAACCAGCGUAUCGCUUUAACAAAUGCAUUAAUGCUGGCUUACCGUCUCAAUCGGACCUUGCUGGUCCCUCCCGUAGUAUUAGGGAACCCUAUUCAUUGGCGCAAGUACGAUUCACUGGAAUCGUUUCACCGAAAGAGCACAAAGACCCAUUUGGGCCACUGCCAAGGGUUUCUGGAUCAAUUUGGGCAUCUCAACACCAACAGCGGAGAUGAAGUUCCUCUCGAGUGUCGAUCGUCAUUUCGUUACACAUCGUUACGGUGGGACAGAUUAUUUAACAUGACUAGCGUGAAAGAACGUGUACGAAUACGAUAUCGUGACACCUAUGCGCGUACUUGGUUACAGGAUAAGUACGGUUUAAGUAAGGACGAUACCUACGCUGUUAAAGACGAGUUAUUGUACGAUUACCGAAUUGCCGACAAGGAAGAUGUGCCUAUCGGAAAAUAUCAAAGAGACAUCCUCUUGUCGGAUCUGCAACAAAGGCCGGAACGACUUAUUAGCUUUGGAUCGCUUUUCGGCCACGGACGCGUGAUGACAUCGACAAAGGAAAGCAAGGAACUCCAGGUUUUCAUCAUGAAACAAUUCGUGUUUUCCCCUUCUGUUCUGCCUGAACUGUUUACCGAAGCCAACCGAAUCAUUGCCCAGUUAGGAGGGCCGCAAACGUACAUUUCAGUUCACGCGCGCGUCGGUGACAGUAUAUUUGAACGUUAUUCCGACCGUGUGAUGGCCAAACUGUGGUCGGAUCUUCGAAAAUACCUCCCUCUAAUCAAAUCGUCACAAACCCCAGGAGGGGUGGCCGACGCACCGGCCAAUGCUUGCUUUCAAUCGCCUAACAGCACACUGGCAGUCGAUCCCAGAAGCCGACGGUUACUUCAAGAUCGACCUCUUGUUCUUUUUAUGGCCACGGACGCCCCUCAUCCUCGGCAACAUCCAACCCUUCAGCGCUUUUUCUCCACGUUUCCAUGCGUUGUAACCUUGAACGAUAUGUAUGAUUUCCCGUCGUCAUCACUGGCAACCAUGGUGAACCCGAGCGACGGUGUCAAUUUUGGACAGUUUUUUGUUCCUUUCCUGGACGGCAUUGUGGCAGGGCAUGCCCAAGAGUUCACAGGCUCCAUGUGGAGCACUUUCAGCUCAUACAUCCGUUUCUUGCAUACACAAUUUGUAGAAUAA